Messenger RNA from Pararge aegeria (speckled wood butterfly), 2346 nucleotides. RefSeq lists its product as uncharacterized. The transcript has 5 exons. Bases 117 to 2054 code for a protein of 645 amino acids. The record is from RefSeq and is a predicted model, not a curated record. Lineage: Eukaryota; Metazoa; Arthropoda; Insecta; Lepidoptera; Nymphalidae.
AACAAGACCGACAACAACAUAACCUUAUUUAUUAAACUUUAGGAAACAUGGAAGUGUUUUAAAACUAUGAUCCAUUUAGAAAAACACCUUGCCACAUUGUUUAAUAACUUAUUAUAAUGGCAGCCAAGGGUCGCAAAAAGGUAACAGCCAAAUUCACAGCAGAUAAUAUAGACAGCACAGCACCAGUUAAAAAUAUAUUAGACGAGUUGCAGCACAGAAAUCCGCAGGCUUACUUGUUCUAUGGACAAACCCUCCGGCCUAAGAGGACAACGAGCAGGCAUGAGAACUAUCAUUUUACUUUACCAGGUCACCCCUUAAACGCUUUCGACGAUGAUUGGGAUGGGGAACUGAAUCCAGACUACUUUGAACAGUUUUCAUACAAGAGUCUGCCGCCCAAAAUGAUAACGCCCAUGAAAAACGUUGACAAGGCUGAUCCAGUAACUUGCUUGAUGUUGGAGAAAAUUGAGUGGUACCGUACUUCAGCCAAUCUCAAACGCAUUGCUAGCUACCUUAACGUGAUGGAACACUACGAGACCCUGAACGAUGAGGUGGUCCAGUGCCCCCGACACCUGGUGGACAUCGCGGCUCACCUGGACAGCGAUCCCGACCGCUACUUCGACGCGUCCUACAACUGGUACUACGCGGGCCGAGGCAACUUGCAGCUGAUAUGCGUUGAUUGGAUCGACUACUUGCUGCAUAGUGAAUUUACUACUACUUAUUUAUCAGAUUUUAGCAAAAACGACCUGAAUAUAAACAUGAAUCAUGUUGCUACAUUCGAUUGCGGCGAAGAAAAUUACAUUCUCGAAACUAUUACCUCGUCAGAACACAUUAUAGUUUUAAGAACGAAAUAUAUAAUUUUCAUUUUGAAAUUAAUAAAAAUAGAUGACAGUAUAACACUGGAAAAACUGAAAUCUAUCAAAUCUGAAUUACCGUAUACAAGUGUAGCAUUUGACAACUUCCAUAAUAAUAUACUUUAUAUCACGACCUUAGAUCAAAAAUUAAGUAUAAUCAAUUUAGAUAGAAUGAAAGCUAGAAGUGUUCAGUUAAAAGGUAAAAUAUCAACUUUAAUUGAUAACUGGAAUACGGUGGUAAGUUCGGAAAGAGGGUUUUACAUUCACGCCGCUAGAAACAACAUAUCGAUUUAUGACAAAAGGUCCAACAAUGUUGUACAUUUAUGGAAAGAUUUAAGAAAUAUUACAGACGAUUACACUUGUAACGACAUAAGUGUGGCAAAGCAUUUCGAAGGAAAGAACUCCUUGUAUUUCGGCACGGACCAUCAUCUCUUCUUGAUGGACUUGCGUUACGGCGUUAAAAGUGGUCCAAAAGUAGUCCAGCGCUGGACGCACGGUAUGGAAUGCGUGCCCACAUAUAUCGACCACUGUCACUUUGAGUUCAGCAAAGAUUUAAUAUGCCUAAGCAGCCAAUGGUGUGAGGAUAUGUGCGUGGUGCCAAGUUAUAACGAUAGAUUAAUCAAAGACACAAAUUCUGGUGGUGUGACUAUCCCGUACCGCCCGCCAAGCAUACGGAGUAGCUUGAGCGCGGCAAGACAAGCGAUGCUCUGCCAUAACCUAUACAACCCCAUAGAUACUAGAGUCUGCACAUCUAUAACUGGAAACUUGGUGAUCGAGCAAGGAGAAAAAUAUGAUAUACUCCUGCAGAACUCACUGGGUGAUAUAUCAUGUCACACGUUGUUUCCCGAUCAUUUUGAGUCGUUCAUUGAGGAUGAUAGUGCACAGAACUUGCACGAGUGGAGUGCGACGUAUCAGUUGGAGAAGAAAGAAUUCGAAGUUUCCUCGAUAGAGAAUAUAGCAAGUGUAAUGAAGAAAUUAAGAAAGAUACCCGAUGAUUACAGAAUCAAUGACGAUUUUCGAAAAGAGAAGUGUAAGUUUGACGAGAAUGAAAUUGUCGAGGCUUUCGGGGAGGAGGAAAUUGAUAUUGGCUUGCAGGAAGUAUGGACUGCGAGUCCAAACGAGACAUUAGUUGACGAGUCAUCGUUGGCACUGAAUUUGUAUUAUUCUGAUGAUGACAAAAACGACUCGCGUAUCCAGAAAUGACGAAGCAAUACACAAAGUGUAGGAUUUUAUACCUACUUAUAUUUGUAUGAAAUCAAAAGAGCACCAUCUAGUGACUGUUUUCCAGUAUUGUAUGAUGGCGCUCUUUCCAUUCUAUACAAAUUGUAGUUAAUGUCCCUAUUGAAUAGGUAGACAAUCUUACACUGGGCACUUAGUACUCCCUCAGUAUUAAUUACAUUUUACUCGAAAUUGUAGACUGACAAUAUCGAAACAUUUGCUUAUAAAUAAAUAAAUAUACUGCGACAAUACACACAUCGCCAUCUAGCCCUAAAGU